UCCUAGCGGUUCCAUCACACGAUAUGUCGGGAAAAGAAGAAUGGCCGGAAUGGUCCGACGUGGAAGAAGGAGCAUCAGUGGAUGAACCAGGCCCGGAGCAUUUGGUGGUGCUGUCCGAUCGAUUCGGACAUUCGUCCUUCCGUCCUAUGCAAUGGCGUAUUAUUCGUUCCAUCAUCGACGAACGACGGGAUAACUGCGUAAUCAUGGCCACCGGGUACGGCAAGUCGCUCACGUACCAAUUCCCAUCGGUCUUCCUAGAACGCCUCUCAUUCGUCGUUUCGCCGUUGAUCAGCUUAAUGGAGGACCAGGUGUUGUCGCUGAAUCUGUACAACAUUCCCGCCUGCCUACUAGGCACGGCGCAACGUGCCAAUCCGAUACCGGAAAUAAAGGAGGGUGCAUUCCGUGUAGUGUAUCUGACUCCAGAGUUUGUUACCGGCGACAGUGGUCAGGAGCUGUUACGAUCCGUUAAGAACCAGCUCGCACUAAUCGCCAUCGACGAAGCGCACUGUCUGAGCAAAUGGGGCCACGAUUUUCGUCCUGCAUAUCGUAACUUAAACAUGAUUCGUAAGGCGUGCCCAAACGUGCCAAUACUCGCCGUCACGGCAACGGCCACACCAAAGGUAAAGGAUGAUAUUAUACGCAGCUUGCAGCUGGUUAAUCCGCAGGUACUUUGCACUGGCUUCGACCGUCCGAAUCUGGAGUUUAUCGUGCGUCCAAAGGGACCGCAGGGCCCACUGGAAGACAUAAGGCCGCUGUUGAUGACCAACCGCGAUGGAAGCGCCAUCAUAUACUGUCUCACUCGCAAGCAGACGGACGAAAUAACGGAGCUGCUGCGCUGCAAAGGGUUCACCUGUGAAGCAUACCACGCAGGGCUUUCGCUUAAGCAGCGCAGGGACGUCCACGAGAGCUUCGUAAAGGAUCGCGUUCAAAUCAUCGUUGCGACCAUCGCGUUCGGAAUGGGCAUUGACAAGCCGGACGUGCGGCUGGUCAUACACUACGGAGCUUCGAAGGAUCUCGAGAGUUACUAUCAGGAGGCCGGGCGAGCCGGUCGUGACGGACAACCGUCCCGGUGCGUCAUGUUCUGGUGCCGGGCUGAUUUCAAGACGCACGAGUUUCUGCGCUCAAACUCCUACGGAACGGUACAGAACAACCUGGAGCAGCUAUCGCGUAAAAUGAGCGAGUAUCUGGACACCCGCAGCUGCCGUCGGGAUUUCAUCCUACAGUACUUCGAGGGAACGCUGGGCAAAAUGGAGCGAAGCGCGAAGCCCAAGCAGUCCGGGGAAAGGAAAUGCUGCGACAACUGCACCAGGGGUGGCGUGGCAAAAGAUUGCGAGCGGUACGAAGGCAUCGACGCUGAAGGGCAGUACGAUUUUGCGCCCGAUGCCGAGUUGCUUCUGAAGGCGCUGGGGAUAUUUUACGGCGGGACCGGUUUCGCCCUUCCAAUCAUGCUGCUGCGGGGUUCGAAGAAUAAAAAACUAAACGAUAAGCAUUACAGCAACGCCCUGUACGGGAAGGGCAAGGCACGCGACGAAGAGUGGUGGAAGGCACUCGGUGCCUUGCUCGAACGCGAAGGCUACCUAAAGAAAGUGAAAAUUCCAAACUCCUUCAACAAGUUUGCCACCAUUUACCACGUACAGAUCACUCCCACCGGACAGAAAUGGCUCGAUUCCGAGUCGAACAAUCGCAAACUGUUGCUGAAACCCACCGCGGAAAUGUUCAAAUCGCUCACGAUCAUCAAGCCUACCUUCCUCUUUGAUCAACCCGCGGAUUCAACGGCGCAGUCCUCGCAAGCCCGCUUGCUCACGUCACAAACGCGCAUCCCAACGUCGCAGGAUCUGACGCAGGAGAUAGUGAAGCUGCUGCUUAAAAAACGCUCCGAGCUGGCAAUGCAGUUCGAGUGCAUGCCGUACAUGAUCGCAUCGAACACGGCCCUCCAUCAGAUGGCCACGCGGAAGCCGUUGAACCUGCAGGAAAUGAAAAAGGCCCAGCUGGAUGGAUUUUCCGAUGCGAAACUGCAAAAGUUCGGCUGGGAGUUUCUCGUGUGCAUUCAGCAGAAGCUCAAUCUGCUGCCAUCGCCGCAGCCCGAGGUCGCCCGUUCCGAUCCACCUGCCGCAGGCUCGCUGUCGGCCACGAAAACGGUGAGCGUGUCCCUCUGGAAGGCGGAGAACAAAUCGCUGUCGGAAAUCGCGACCAUCCGCAAGCUCGCCGAAUCCACCGUCAUCAGCCAUAUCUGCGAUGCCAUUCGUUCGGGCGUUCCGUACCAGCAGGACGAUCUCGUCCGUUUGGGUUUAGGAGUGGGUGGGUACGCCACCAUAGCAUCCCGCUUACCCACCAGCCUGGACGAACCCCACAUACUAACGAAGAUCAAGGAAAUGUGUCCCCCGGAGGUAACCUUUAAUCAGAUAAAGCUUGUCCUCGCGUGUGAAGCACAACGGAAACUUUUCGGCGUAACUCCCGACAGCCGGAAUACGAACGAACGGACCUCUCCAGUGCCUAAGCCACCGUUCCCUAAAAACACCACCGAAGGCUUCAGUGCUUCACUGAAAGGACUGUUAGAUGACGAUGAGGACGACGACGAUGGUAUGUUCGAUCUGGACGAAUUGGAUCGCCUAGAAGCUUCGUUUGUGAAUGCGAAUAACAAUGUAGCGACUUCGCCUCCAUCGCCUCCGUUGGAGCCAUCGUCCGAGAAAACGCUCAACAACCGCCCUACAGUCGUGCCAAACCGCGACGACUCGGAAACGCUCACCCACCCAACCACCGAUCGAUCGAUUGAAUCCUUGCCGCAGGACGACGACGUGAAGGAGAACGUGUCUCAAGCCGGGCAACCAUCGAACUCCAGCCCGACGGUCGAUCUCACAAAGAAUGCAUUUCGACCGAAAGCUCCAUCCCGGCGACCGGUUAACCUGAAGCGCAUCAUCUACGACGACGAAGAGGAGGACGAGGAGGACGAGCAGACUACCUUUAGAUUCACGAAACGAAAACCCUAA
Molecule: messenger RNA, 2987 nt
Organism: Anopheles nili
Lineage: Eukaryota; Metazoa; Arthropoda; Insecta; Diptera; Culicidae
Product: bifunctional 3'-5' exonuclease/ATP-dependent helicase WRN-like
Exons: 1
Coding region: 24-2987 (987 amino acids)
Biological process (GO): telomere maintenance; DNA replication; double-strand break repair via homologous recombination
Cellular component (GO): nucleus; nucleoplasm; cytoplasm
Molecular function (GO): ATP binding; nucleic acid binding; four-way junction helicase activity
Source: RefSeq, a predicted model, not a curated record